Drosophila ficusphila is the source of this 1902-nucleotide messenger RNA. RefSeq names its product UDP-glycosyltransferase UGT5 (gene Ugt37D1). The record is from RefSeq and is a predicted model, not a curated record. Gene Ontology annotation, molecular function: UDP-glycosyltransferase activity. Lineage: Eukaryota; Metazoa; Arthropoda; Insecta; Diptera; Drosophilidae. Bases 201 to 1826 code for a protein of 541 amino acids. The transcript is spliced from 3 exons.
GUGGCAGCGAGGCGACGCGUGCCGAACGCGUAUUGUUUUCCAAAUUCUUUGUUACUUGGGUGUCUCUUUAUAGACUAGAUUAAGCGGCAAAGGAAUCUUAUCAGUGCCUUAUCAACGAACCGGACUGACUAUAAGAUAGCUACCGGCUGCCUGCAACCCAUUCAGUUACCAUUUGUACUUGGACUUCAACGGAGCUAGUCAUGACACAAAGCCGGUUGAUCGGUUGCAGCUUGGGCGGCCUUCUGGUCGCUCUCUUGGCCCUUCAGUCGAUGCCGCAGGGCACCGAAGGAUCCAACAUCCUGGGCGUCUUCACCAGCCACAGUCCGUCGCACUUCAUCGUGCACAUGUCCAUCAUGAAGGCGCUGGCCGAGAAGGGUCACAACAUCACGGUUGUCUCCUCCAUGUCGCCCAAAGUGACCCACAAGAGCAUCAAGCACAUUGUCAUUCCCAUGAGUGCCGAGGAUGAGAAGAUCCUCAACGAAGGCAUGACCGGAAUGGUCAAGGAGAAGCCAUCCAUUUGGACCACCAUGAAGUCGAUCUUCAGUUCGCUGUCCCUGCUCAUCGACAAACAGGUCGAUGUGCUGGAGGAUAAGCGUUUCCAGGAGCUCUACCUCAACAAGGGCAACAAAUUCGACGUGGUCUUCGUGGGAUUCUUCUUCAACACCUAUCAGGUGGCUCUGGGUGCCCGGUUUAAUUGCCCCGUGAUUGCUUCCUGGCCAGGUCCACCCAUGAUCAUGGUCAACGAGGUUCUGGGCAAUCCGGAGCUUCUAAGCGUUCCCCAAAGUCAUAUUUCCGUGGCCCCUGGAAAAGCGAUGGAUUUCAAGCAGCGAGUUCAGAACUUCGUUGGAACUCUUGGCUUUAAUGCACUUGGACUUUUCCUUCAUCACAAAUACAAUAGGUUUUAUGAUCGGCUCUGGGGCAAAGAUAAGUCUAUGCCCAGUUUUGAGGAGGCACAGAGGAAUGUUUCGCUGGCUUUUUGCAAUGGUCACGGCAUCAGCGAAGGUCCCAUUCGUCCGAAUGUGCCUGGCAUCAUCGAAAUCGGAGGCAUUCAGGUCAAGGGCAAGGCAGAUCCUCUGCCCGAGGACAUCAAGGAGUUCCUGGACAAGGGCAAGCAUGGUGCCAUUCUCUUCAGUUUGGGUUCCAACUUGAAAGGCGAACACAUCCAGCCCGAAGUAGUGGAAACUAUUUUCAAGGGCUUGAGCAGCGUUAAACAGCAAGUGAUUUGGAAGUGGGACGAUCUCAAGAAUAUACCCGGCAAAUCGGAGAAUAUUCUCUACAAAAAGUGGCUGCCACAGGACGAUAUCCUGGCCCAUCCGAAGAUCAAGCUUUUCAUCACUCAUGCAGGAAAAGGUGGAGUGGCUGAGGCCCAAUAUCAUGGAGUUCCAAUGUUGGCUCUGCCAGUUUUUGCCGAUCAACCCGGAAAUGCCGACAAAUUGGUGGAAAGUGGAUAUGGCCUGCAAUUGGCUUUAACCUCCCUCGAAGUGGAUGAGUUCAAGGCGGCCAUCAAGGAGAUCAUCGAGAACCCCAAGUUUGCCCAGAAGCUUAAAGCAUUCUCGAAACUCUAUCGCGAUCGUCCUAUGACUGCCCAGGAAUCGGUUGUUUACUGGACGGAGUACGUGAUCCGUCAUCAUGGUGCUGCCCACAUGCAGAGUCCUUUGGUCCACAUGAACUUCAUCGCCAGCAAUAAUCUGGAUGUCUAUGUUAUUGGUGCUUUGGUGCUCUACAUUAUUUUCAUCAUUAACAAGAUUGUGUGGAAGUUUGUGUGGCGGAAACUGUUUUCCAAAUCGAACACACCUGCUCAAAAGAAGAAGGUGAAGAAGCAGUAGAUAUUAAUACUCAGUAACGACUUACAAAUAUUCAAAAGACGAGAUAUAACAAAAUAAAUUUAUAAGAUAAAAAAAA